AUGGCGAGUGAUAUACUAGAAAGGAAACUCUUCAAUGCUGCAUCAAAAGGGAAUGUAACAACACUUGUAGAGCUACUUGAACAAGAUCCAUAUCUUAUUCAUGAAGCCAAGUUUUCAUGUUCAAGAAAUCUUCUACACAUCGCAGCAAUGCAUGGACAAACAGCCAUUGUUGAAGAAUUGUUGAAGUUUAGUCCGAGGCUAGUGCGAAUCUCAGACUCCCACAAUUCAUCCCCUCUUCACAUUGCAGUCGAAGAAGGGCAUGUUGAGAUCUCACAAAAGUUGUUAUUAGUAGCCCCUGAGGCUUGCUGGUGGCGAGACUCCUACGAUAUGAACCCAGUUCAUAUUGCUGCCAUGAAAGGUCAUGUUGUGAUCAUGGAAUAUCUCCUUCAAGUGAGUUAUUUGCCCGCUAAGGAGAGGUUGCUUCGUAGAGAGACUGUGCUGCACUUGUGCGUCAAACAUGGCCAGCUUAUGGGGUUGAAGGUUUUGGUGGACAAAUUGGGAAAUGAUUUUGUGAAUGCAAUUGAUGAGGAUGAGGAGACAUUAUUACAUUUUGCAGUGAGGUGCAAUCAAUUUGAGAGGGACUAUAUGGUAGUGGAAAGAGUCUUGUUACGCUUGUCGCUACCAUCAAUGAGAAAAUUCAAGCCAUACACCAACUCGACGAUGGUGGUGGCGGUUCUGAUAGCAACAAUGGCAUUCCAGAACACUGUCAACCCAGCAGGCGGCGUGUGGCAAGAUGACAAGUCACCUCACAAGGCUGGUGAAGCCGUGAUCACAUGUACUCACCCACAUAUGUACAAAAUUAUGCUGGCAUCUAUCACAGUCAGCUAUGGAGCAUCGAUGAAUACGUACUUUGUCGAAAAUGGUAAAGAUAAACAGGCGAAAUCGGGAAGGUUUUAG
Salvia hispanica is the source of this 897-nucleotide messenger RNA. NCBI's taxonomy places the organism in Eukaryota, Viridiplantae, Streptophyta, Magnoliopsida, Lamiales, Lamiaceae. The record is from RefSeq and is a predicted model, not a curated record.